Messenger RNA from Penicillium canariense, 2793 nucleotides. RefSeq lists its product as uncharacterized. The record is from RefSeq and is a predicted model, not a curated record. The coding region runs from base 1 to 2793 and encodes 930 amino acids. Gene Ontology annotation, molecular function: single-stranded DNA binding; damaged DNA binding. NCBI's taxonomy places the organism in Eukaryota, Fungi, Ascomycota, Eurotiomycetes, Eurotiales, Aspergillaceae. The transcript has 4 exons. Gene Ontology annotation, cellular component: nucleotide-excision repair factor 2 complex; nucleus; cytoplasm. Gene Ontology annotation, biological process: mismatch repair; nucleotide-excision repair.
AUGGCACGCCAGACCCCAGCUCGCCCUCCGCGGGACAGGGCAGCUCGUGGCCAUCCGCCAAGGUGCGAGACUACGCGGGAAAGUCAUCUCCCAGAGGUAUACCAGGAGAUGUUGGAUGAAGCUGAAGCUCGUGACCCUGGACAAUUUCGGUCAGAUCGACCGAUCAAAAGGCGCAGAGUCGGAGAAACAAGGUCCACCCAGACAAGAGCUAUCCCGCUUGAAUCCUCGCCACUGGAAUAUGGCAACAGGGCCCCGCCUACAAACGAAGAUACCACUCAGAAUGUACAGACUGUUUAUGAUUUAACCACAUCUGAUGAGUCGGAGGUUGAGUGGGAAGAUGUGGAUGUUGUACCAUCUACUCAAGGGCAUCGUGGUGCAGCCCUCACACCCCAGGAUAAAGAUGAGACAUUGCAGAUUAUCCUGGACCGAGAACCAGAGACCCGCAAAAAGACAGUCCCGAGAAGAAAGCCGCGUUUCCUGAAAAGGAUGCUACCAAGAAAGAUUAUUGCUCUUUUGAACCCUGAUGAAGAUAAACCACAAUUCACUAAAUCUACUACUUUUAUCGAUGGUCUUAAUCAAGCUGGCGAUAUCUUCAAUCGAAGGUUUCGUGUUACUAAACCGGGCCUGAAGCGCGCCCAUUGGGCUGAAGAUCAACAACAGUUAAAGCAGAGGAUGGACUCUAUAAUGGCAGAUGCUGAAAUCUUUUUGUCCCAAGAAGAUUUUCAGUCCCAAGCAAAGAUCAUGCAGGGUUCUCGCGAUUUUGGAGCCCAGCUGUUCUGUGCUUUGUUGCGCUCCGCCGCCGUAGAUGCGAGACUAGUAUGUUCUCUUCAACCGCUACCGUUCUCAGGCACCACCAAGGACAUGACAACCCCCAAAAUGGCCCCACAGUACAUCUUCAUUUCUUCUGAUGACCAUGAAACAUCUACCGAUGAGCGUCAGAAUUCAUCAGGGGAUUCGCCGGCUCCAUCAAGGACGCGACGGCUUGGGCGACCGGAAUUCACUUCGCGUCCCGCUCAAGCAUCCGUGCGCUUAGGUUCUCGACCAGUACCUCGAGAAUCCACAUACCCAGUAUUUUGGGUAGAAGCCUUCAACGACGCGGUGCAGAAAUGGAUCCCCAUCGAUCCCUUGGUGACCAAGUCUCUGGCAAAGCCAUAUAGAUUCGAACCCCCGGCGAGUGACCCGUACAAUAACAUGAGUUAUGUGGUCGCUUUUGAGGAUGAUGCGUCUGUGAGAGAUGUUACUCGACGCUACGCCAAGGCUUUCAAUGCAAAGACCCGCAAGUCUCGAGUGGAAACUACACGGAAUGGGGAAAAAUGGUGGAACGAUGCACUGAUCGCAUAUGAAAAGCCAUUCCUUGAAGAUCGAGAUGAGGCCGAGGUAAGCGAAUUGACUUCCAAGUCUGCGGCCGAGCCUAUGCCACGCAACAUCCAGGAUUUCAAAGAUCAUCCGGUCUAUGCACUUGAGAGACACUUGCGCCGGAAUGAGGUUAUCUUUCCUAAACGUGUCAUUGGACAUGUCGGCUUGAGCAAGAAUACCUCGAAGAAUGACAACCUUGACUCGGUCUACCGUCGUUCUGAUGUACACACUGUGCGCAGCGCUGCCAAAUGGUAUCGUUUGGGUCGGGAUGUUAAGGUAGGCGAGCAGCCUCUCAAACAUGUUCCUGCGAAAAGACCCAAAAGCGGUUUCGCCAGCGACGAAGAUGACAACGAGUCCGAGGAAACUGCUCUCUAUGCGGAGUAUCAGACUGAAAUAUACCGGCCGCCACCUGUGGUUCAAGGAAGAAUUCCGAAAAAUACUUAUGGGAAUCUGGAUGUCUAUGUGCCAAGUAUGGUUCCUUCUGGAGCAGUACAUAUCAAACAUCCUGAGGCAGCUCGAUCCGCACGAAUCCUAGGUAUUGAUUACGCAGAUGCGGUCACCGGUUUUGAGUUUCGUGGACGGAGGGGAACUGCAGUCUUUGGUGGGAUUGUAAUUGCUCAGGAAUACCAGGAAGCUCUCGAGGAGGUUCUGAGAGGUAUCGCCGCAGAAAGACACCAAGCUGCAGUCGAAACAAAAUCUGCAGAAACUCUUCGACUCUGGAGACUUUUCCUUGUCAAGCUGAGGAUUGCCGAAAGGGUCAAGGCCUAUGCAGCCGCUGAUGAAAGGACGGACGAUGUCUAUGAGCCAGAGAUGGAUAUAGAUCAUGCAGAAGAAAGUGGAGGGGGAUUUCUUCCCGAGGAGGGUGGGGGAUUUAUACCAGAAGGCCAUGAGGGAGUUCUUCCGGAUGGUGGCGAUGGUUUUACUUCUGAAGAGAGAGCAUCCACCGCUGCGCGUGAGGGGGGAGGUUUCAUCCCUGACAAGCCUGACGAGGACGGAGGCUUCCUUCAUGAUAAAUACACAGACAACCAUCCAGCUCCGCUUGCUCAGCCAUCAACUUCGGCUCAAUCUCAUUCAAACUCGCAAAAGGUCAAUAGACCGAAACUCUCCAACACUCCUCGCUAUGAAUUGAUCGUGGUGCCGAAAACAUCUGAAUCUAUAUCCGAGGAACCACCGCCCGGCGACAAGCCCGAGACUGUUGAAAGCUUGGAUUUGAAGGAGCUCGAGGGGUCAUCUGUGAUGGCACCCAUCGCUGUCGAUUCGUCAACCAACGGCGACUCAAAAUAUGCUAGUGUGGACAUCCCUUCCCGCCCACCUUCUCCCCCACAGGCCUACCAGGCCGCUCCACCAGCUCCGGAUGUUGAUAGUGACAUCGAGAAAGGGUCUCUGCUAUCCGAGGAUCCGGAAGAUGAAGACGCAAUUCCGGAGUGGCUCAUGUGA